Molecule: messenger RNA, 912 nt
Organism: Didymodactylos carnosus
Lineage: Eukaryota; Metazoa; Rotifera; Eurotatoria; Philodinida; Philodinidae
Source: the annotation of a GenBank genome assembly
AUGUUUACAAAUCAGACAUGGAAUAUUAAUUCAAGCACACAAUCAAUUCAAAAUGUAUCAAAUUUAAAUCUACAAACAACUUUAUUAUCAACAGUUACGAAUACACAGUCAACCUCAAUUUACCUGCAACCGGAAACACUAACGAUAAGUGGUAUUAAUGGUACACUCAUUACGGCUAAUACUUUGUUGAAUUUGACAUCAAAUUCACCACCAAUUUCUGACAAUUGCUUUUUUCCAUUUCAAUACGCUGGUCAGUGGUAUGAACGAUGUAUUAGUGACACUCUAAAUGAUAGUUGGUGUUCAGUAACGGACAAUUUCGAUCGAGAUCACAAAUGGAAAUACUGCAGAACACCACGCAUCAAAACAACAGGAGGAACGGGAAACGGUAGCAAUUGCCAGUUUCCAUUUACGUAUCAGGGUCGUUCAUUUUCGACUUGUAUUUAUCGUUCAACAAGCGCAUUUUCAUUUGCACUCUUUUGUUCUACAACGGACAAUCUCGAUAAAGAUGGAUCAUGGGGAUACUGUCUAGAUUAUGAAUCAUGUUAUUUUCCAUUUAUUUGGAAUGGCCAAAAAUAUUUUGAUUGUGUAACAGGUGUUUUAAGUGCUCGCUGGUGUGGUACAACAUCCAACUUUGAUCGAAAUAGAAUGUGGACAAACUGCCCUGUUACUUGCGAUGGAUAUCCUGCUCAAGACCAAAAUUCAGUUGGUUUUCGAAUGUUAUCAGAUCGGCAACCGUGUUUGUAUAAGGAAGCGCGUUCUCAAGAGACAGGUGUCAUUUUGAAAUAUUAUACAUUACCAACAUGUCAAUUAGAACCGUUAUGUAAAACUAAUUAUACAGCAUUAUUCCAAGAAAUUGAAUGUCGAGAAGAUGGAACAUAUAGUUAUCCAAUAGCAAUUUGUCUGCCGAGAUAG